UCUCGCGUGGUUCUCUCUACUUUUCCCCGGUCUCUCUCCGCCUCCGCCAACCCCUCCAGUCUCUCUGUCCCAGCCUGUCAGUGCCGUAGCUAGUAUCGGAGGUUAACAAUCCUCCCCUAGACCCAGAGAGCGACCCAGCCUGCCGUGAACCUGACCGAGGCUCACUCUCAGCCAUGGCGACUACUAUCGUUACCUCCACCCGCUUUACAGACGAAUACCAACUCUACGAGGAGCUCGGGAAGGGAGCGUUUUCAGUGGUGCGAAGAUGUGUGAAGAAGUCAUCAGGUCAGGAGUUCGCCGCCAAAAUCAUCAACACCAAGAAACUCUCCGCCAGAGAUCACCAGAAGCUGGAACGAGAGGCGCGUAUCUGUCGCCUGCUCAAACACUCAAACAUAGUGAGGCUACAUGACAGUAUCUCAGAGGAAGGCUUUCACUACCUUGUCUUUGACCUGGUGACAGGAGGAGAAUUGUUUGAAGACAUCGUUGCUAGGGAGUACUACAGCGAGGCCGACGCCAGUCAGUGUAUUAACCAGAUCUUGGAGAGUGUUCAACAUAUCCACCAGCAUGACAUCGUCCACAGGGACCUCAAGCCUGAGAACCUGCUCCUGGCCAGUAAGAUGAAGGGAGCAGCGGUAAAGCUGGCAGACUUUGGCCUGGCCAUCGAGGUGCAGGGAGACCAACAGGCAUGGUUCGGUUUCGCAGGCACCCCUGGUUACCUGUCCCCUGAGGUCCUGAGGAAGGACGCCUACGGCAAGCCUGUGGACAUAUGGGCCUGUGGUGUUAUUCUGUAUAUCUUGUUGGUGGGCUAUCCUCCAUUCUGGGAUGAAGACCAACACAAACUCUACCAGCAGAUCAAGGCUGGGGCCUAUGACUUUCCCUCUCCAGAGUGGGACACUGUUACUCCAGAGGCUAAGAACCUUAUUAAUCAGAUGUUGACUAUUAAUCCUUCCAAGAGAAUCACUGCUGAUCAGGCUCUCAAACAUCCAUGGAUCUGCCAACGUUCCACCGUGGCGUCGAUGAUCCACAGACAGGAGACAGUGGAAUGUCUGCGCAAGUUCAACGCUCGGAGGAAACUCAAGGGAGCGAUCCUCACCACCAUGCUGGUGUCCAGAAACUUCUCAGUGGGCCGGCAGCAUACCAACCCUGCUGCUGUGUCCUCCACCGCCUCGCUGGCGCAGGAAGCAUGCAAAAGUUUACUUAACAAGAAGGCGGAUGCUGCUAAGCCUACGACCAACAACAACAGUAAGAACAGCAUAGUGAGUGCCAUCAAUGCCAUGAAGGACAACAGCAUGGCCGCAGCACAAAUGGAAUCUCAAAAUACAGUGGUUGCUGCUGAUGGGGUCAAGGGUUCUACAGAGAGUAGCAACACAAAUGAGGAUGAGGAUAUGAAAGCAGACAGCGUUGUGAUGAUGAGUCAGGGAAGUGCUACAGACGAGAUGCCCUCUCUUCUGACCUCGUCUGACAACUCGCCUGCCACCGUUCCUCUGCAUGAUGUAAAACGCAUGGCGUGGAACGGCUCUGAUCAAGGCUCCAACCCCGAGUCGGAGCACGCUCAGUCUGCUCCGCCCCCCGCUCCACUAGGGAGCCACACUGUCCCUGUAACAGCCAGUACCACAGCACAGCACACUCGUAAGCAGGAGAUCAUCAAGAUAACUGAACAGCUGAUUGAAGCUGUGAACAAUGGAGACUUUGAGGCCUACACGAGGAUCUGUGAUCCAGGUCUGACGUCCUUUGAGCCUGAAGCUCUGGGGAACCUGGUGGAGGGAAUGGACUUCCACAAGUUCUACUUUGAAAACUUGCUGAGUAAGAACAGUAAGCCUGUCCACACCACCCUGCUGAACCCCCACGUUCAUCUGAUUGGAGAGGAGGCUGCCUGCAUCGCCUACAUCCGCCUUACACAAUUCGUCGACGGCCAGGGCCGCCCCCGCUCCAGCCAAUCGGAGGAGACCAGGGUGUGGCAUCGCCGCGACAGCAAAUGGCUCAACGUCCAUUUCCACUGCUCUGGUGCUCCGGCCGCACCGCUGCAGUGAUCUGGUGUACAAACACUCCAGUCGGAGUGUGAGUUUUUUGGGGCGUGUUUUCGGCUAGUGUGUUUUGGCGGCGUGUCCUCUUUGUGGAUUGGCCCAUGCCAGGUGCCCGGCCGGGCAAGACUGCACCCUCUCUGCAACACCAACCAAUCCCGUCUAUCCUUUGAUCCGCUGGGGGGCGGCCGAGUGUGGACUCCGCCCCUGUGGGAAUGAUGCAUGCAUCUGAUGCCCAAUAGGAGGGCUUGUCCUUUGACCUCUGACCCCUCCCACCCGGCAGCCAUUUUGUCUCCCGUCCACGGCAGCCAUUUUGAGAUGAUGAGAGGAGCGGGAGGAGGAAUGAAGGGUUAAUGAACUUGUAAUGCCAGAUAUGACAAUGAGUUGUAAGUAUACAGGAUAAUAUAUGACUAGUAUCAGACAACACCCAACCCUACCAAGCAUUUAUAUAUACGUCGAAUGAGAGGAGAGGAGAAUGUGUGUGAUUUGUAAGAGGUGACAUGUUGGGUUUUGUAAAUGGAGAAUUCCCUAGCAGAAUUCUGAACGGAAGGACAGUCGGUUCAAUCAGAAAGGAUGUAAUAACUUGAUGUGAGGAAACACCAAAGUGUACAACUGUAGGCUUUUUACACGUUUCUGUGUUUUUUGCUGGUUUAGUUUUUUUGAGAGAAGGGAAGGUAGGGGGGUGCAUUCGAGAGCGAUUUUGUUUCUGUUGUGUUUUUAGCCUUGUGUUUACGUUGCGUUUCUGUGGACUGUGUCUGAGUCUGUUUGAGACGAAUUGUAAGUGACUGAGUUUUAAAAGGGGUUUUAUUGUAAAAGUGAAGCUGCAGUGUGUCUGUCUGUUUUAUCUGUCUGCAGUGUGUAUGGUCUGUCUGUUUUAUCUGUCUGCAGUGUGUAUGGCCUGUCUGUUUAUCUGUCUGCAGUGUCUGUCUGUUUUAUCUGUCUGCAGUGUGUAUGGUCUGUCUGUUUUAUCUGUCUGCAGUGUCUGUCUGUUUUAUCUGUCUGCAGUGUGUAUGGUCUGUCUGUUUUAUCUGUCUGCAGUGUGUAUGGCCUGUCUGUUUUAUCUGUCUGCAGUGGGAGAGAGGGACUUUUGGGGAAAAGGGCGUCUGCAUUUUGCAUGUUUUCUCUCGCUCUCUCCCUUUCCUCACCCCUCUCCAUUUCACACUCCCACCCUCUGUGUGUUUUAGAUGGUGUGUAUAUUAGUCUGAGACUCAUUCAGAGGCACGACAAAGGGGUGAACAUCAUCUGGUCACCAGCCGUAGUCCCAUGGCCAUGUUCCUGACCCCAUUUUGACACAACCUCUAACGUCUACAUGUGGUUGACACCGUGUGACGAUCAACAAGGGCGCUCACGUGUCAUCACGCGCACGCCUCCCGCCCAAAUUCUUACUCUACCCUCACGUCCUGAGCCUCCAGUCCCACACGGUCUGUGUAAAUGCAUAUCGUGAACACACUUGCUCACACCUACACACUCUGGUGUGUCAGGCAUUGUAACAUAUCUUCACCGUCCCCAUGGUGAAACCCUGGUAGUGUGUUUUCAUCUGUUCUUCAUGCGGUGUCCCUCCAUCAGUAACGGUGUCCUUCAUUCUCCCCAUUUGUAGAGCGGUGUCUGUUUCUCUGUUUGAAUGUCUCUCUCUGUGUGUCUGUCUGUCCUGGUUUGGGUUUUGUUGACAAUGUUUUUGUUUACUGUUUGCUGUUUGCAAAGUUCUGCACUCUAUAAUAUAUAUAUAUAUAUAUAUAUAUGUAUAUAUAUAUAUCUCACACACACACACUAAAGUUACACCAACUUUUUAACUGAUCAGACUAGCUGGUUAUAAUAUCACAGGGAAGGAAGGGACUUAAUCAAGAUCAGUUGUUGAGGAUAAAAAUCUGUUACACACACACACAGGGAAAUUUGUAAGUCGCUCUGGAUAAGAGCGUCUGCUAAAUGACUUAAAUGUAAUGUAAAUGGGAAAAGGGAAUAGAGGGUGAACGUGGAGACAACUUAAUCAAUUAAAAUGAACAGUAAAUGUAUUCAUUUAAUUUCACCCCCUCGGUGGUAUUUCAGUCUUUAUAUUGGCCAUUCAGGUGAGAGAAGAGCGGUAGAGAGUUCAGAGAUCACAUAAUUAUCUGUGGAAUUAAACCAGAGAGAGAUGUAUGCAUGUUUUCAGUUUAAGCAUCUCCACCAUGCACCUACCUGAACUAGGGUAGAGGAUAGGGUAUAUGCUAACAAUAUCAUAUUUGCAUCUUUUGAAAUAAAAAUGAAAAACCUGCCUCCAUCCAGAAUAUUGAAUAGGUGACAUGAGAUUUAAAAACGUUUAAAAAACUAUUUAAUUACAAAAAGGAUUGCGGAGCCUUCGCUUGGUAUGAAGCUCAUUGUCAGUACUCUCCCUGCGUUGUGAUGUUAACCUGUCGGCCUGUGCUUUCUUUCCCCAGCAGUCGUUGGACGCUGGAGUUUUUUUUUGUUUUUGUUGCAUGAUCAUUAUGUACGGUAAAAUAAAACCAUGAAUUGAGGACGAUCACGUGUUUGUCUCAAUGUUAGUAGGUCCUUUAUCAUAGCUUUGUUAUUCAACUUGGAUCUUGAAAGUAUUUAAUAAAAAUAUUUCAGCACCU
Messenger RNA from Oncorhynchus masou masou (cherry salmon), 4609 nucleotides. RefSeq names its product calcium/calmodulin-dependent protein kinase type II subunit gamma-like. Gene Ontology annotation, molecular function: ATP binding; calcium/calmodulin-dependent protein kinase activity; calmodulin binding. Gene Ontology annotation, biological process: protein phosphorylation. Lineage: Eukaryota; Metazoa; Chordata; Actinopteri; Salmoniformes; Salmonidae. The record is from RefSeq and is a predicted model, not a curated record. The transcript has 23 exons. Bases 174 to 2030 code for a protein of 618 amino acids.